Messenger RNA from Eriocheir sinensis (Chinese mitten crab), 4284 nucleotides. Its product is annotated as beta-1,3-galactosyltransferase 1-like. The record is from RefSeq and is a predicted model, not a curated record. Gene Ontology annotation, molecular function: hexosyltransferase activity. The transcript has 5 exons. Bases 989 to 2167 code for a protein of 392 amino acids. NCBI's taxonomy places the organism in Eukaryota, Metazoa, Arthropoda, Malacostraca, Decapoda, Varunidae. Gene Ontology annotation, cellular component: membrane.
UAUGGAUAUGGCGACGUGAUAAGUAAGCGGACGGACAAGAAAGAUUUGUGGUCUUAGCUAAAAAAGUUGUUGUAGUAGUAGUAGUAGUGAUUAUAGUGUUUAGUAAUGAUUAUGCUGGCAGUACGUAGUAGGUGUAGCAUCAUGAACAAGAAUAACAACCUCACCGACACUACAGCCGACCUCAAAAACUUCACACCACCACCCAGAACUCCCUACAACUCAAUCAAAUAUACAGAUCGUUGUUAUCUUACUACACAACAUUGCAGUCAAGAGUUCCGUUGUCCCCUCCCUCGGUGAUAACCUCGAUCGUUAGUCACUUUGCCGGAAAAAGUACUUCACGAACUUAUUUGAAAAGGUUGGAACAUUAUGACAUUAUUAUUAAAGGACACAUUAUCUGUAUUUGCCAGCCUAACAGAAAGUCGGUGGCAACUGUUAUCGACACGGCAUAUCUAGGCCACCCCAUAGCCCCCCUUCUCUCUCUCUCUCUCUCUCUCUCUCUCUCUCUCUCUCUCUGUGUGUGUGUGUGUGUGUGUGUGUGUAACUGUACUUGCCAUGUCAAAAGAUUCAUGGAAAAUAUAUUGGUUUAAAAAAAAAUUGAUUAAAAACAUUCGCGCUAAGAAAAGAGUAACGUAAACGAUGAAGCAGGAAAAAUCUCCCGAAAUGUUCUGAGGAGGAAAAGCACGGCCCCAGUGGUGAGGUGGAGCCUUCUGGCAGCGUGGCGGGCCGUCACAGCUCACCACCAUAGAAGCAUCUCCAGCAAUAUACGGCUGUACCGUGUUCGUUGCAAAGGAAGUUAAACCACUUUGCUGAUAAAAUUUGUGCCACUCUUCACCACAUUGGCAGCUCCAGCCCAACAAACUAAAACCACACCGAGUCGUUUGAAGGGAUGAUGAAAUAUGUAAACAAAUGACAUUAACUGUUAUGGUUACAUAGGCGGCAGGGAAAGCAACGGACAGGAAGUUUAGAACAAUAACAAUGCUAAGCGGUAAUGGCUGGAAGAUGUUCGUGGGGUCUAUCUUGGAUCAUCAUCGGCACCAUCUUUAUCCUUUCAUCACGAGACUGUGGUGGCGAAGGGCGAAACGCGAAGCUGCAUUUCGUUCGUUCAGCUUACCAGGAACUACUAAAAAACAACCUGACACUGAAUGCAGAGGACGAUCAAGCUUAUGACGAGGAAGAUGAAGAUUCUGUGGACAAUUACUAUGAUUGGUAUGAAGAUUAUUACAUGAAAUACAAGUCCUUCGUCAGACAUGCAUUGAUGUCUGACGUUUUCCACCCACAGUUCAUCAUCGAGAACUCAAGACUAUGUAAAGCGAAUACAAAAAUCAUCAUCUUAUUCAAUUCUAGACUGAAUAAUCGCUCCGCUCGUGAUGCAGUUCGAGACAACUUCAGGAAAACCUUCACCAACAUGGGAGUUGCAUACGGGUUUUUCUUGUCGAACCCAAAGGAAGAGCCCUUACGGAGACGAGUGCUAAAGGAGAGCAAGGUGUGGGGUGACAUAGUGAUAGCAGCUACCAAGGAGGCCUAUCCACUUCUUACCCUUAAGACCGCCCACCUACUCCAUUGGGUUGCCACAAACUGUCCUGCCUCUGCUUAUGUUGCAAAAGUCGACGAUGAUGUUUAUGUGAAUGUGGACAGGCUCUUAAGGCUGUUGGACACUACCAGGAACUACACGGUGCUUGGAAAGGUAUGCACUAACUGUAUACCAUUCCGUGGACUUAUGGGGUCUCUGGGCGCAGCACUGAGGACAUCCCCUUCAGUUGUUGUGACUCGCCGCCAUGUGCCUCUUACUAAGUUCCCCCCCUUUGCCAUGGGUCCGGCCUAUGUCUUGACAACUGAUUUGGUUCCUCGCCUUCUAGAAGCUGCUUUACAAAUGGUCUACUUUGAGUAUGAGGAUGUAUUUUGGACAGGCCAGGUGGUGGACGAGAUUAACGAACUAGGAAAUGCAGCUGGCAGCCUAGACCCAGAAAGUAUUAAAGACAAAUAUGAGGGUAUAGGUUGGUCCCCCUACUUGGUCAGGCACGAAAAUGUGGUUAACUGGCGUGUGGAUGUCAGGGGCCCAAUCACCUCUACGUUCACAUCCCUCGCUCACCAGGCCUUUACUGUUCAUGGUGUUAACUGGCACAAACACAAACAGUUAGUGUCUGAUUUAAUGAAUGUGCAUGAAUAAAACUAUCACUGAUGCCAUCUUACUGAGUUAAUAUGACUUAUACAGUAAACCCUGGCUUUUAUGGAACUUUAUGUGCCAAAUUUCAGCUUUAAUGAACUUUUGGGGCCACUCCAGUAUAUAUGGGGAUUUUCUAAGCAAGUUCAGUUAAUGCGGGGAUAAAUUCAGUGAUGGGUCAGCCAAAUAGUAUGUGUCAGUCAAUAGCAGCGGAAACAAAGCUAGCCAGUCGGUGGCAUCUAGUUAGUCUAGCAUUGUCCGCCUCACUAUAAACACCACUGCUCUUGUCCUUCUGUGCCUUAUCUUUCAUCUAAAAUAUCAAACAAACUUCAUUAUUUAUGGAAAUGGUCAGAAACAGCAAACUUUCAGCUCAAAUAACCAAAAAGAGUUAACCAGCAUCUUCAUUCUUUUAUCUCUUCCUUCGUUUGUAUUUCCUCCUGCCUACCACGACCUCUUUCAAGAGGAGAGUAUCAAGACACCCCUCCACAAGAAAGUGCAUGACUUCUCUUUUGGUCUCCCAUUCUUUUUUCUUUUGUUGGAGCAGAAUCUAGUGGUCUUUUUUGUUGUUGUUUUUUUGUUUAUUGCCCUUGAGCUGCCUCCCCUGAUGAAAAAAAAAUAAUAAUAUAAUAGUGAAAAAAAUAAUAAUUAUUAUAGAUCCUUCGGUAAUGGAUUUUCAGAUGUCAUCCUCUUCCUCCCAAGUGGUUCGUUAUGGCAAGGGUUUACUGUAUAAUACUCUAUAUUUACAGGUACCUGGAAGGACCUGAGGAAUAUAAGCUAAGGUAGCUAGGAUGUCACACCUGCUAUGUCCCAGGGUAAUGGAUUCUUACCACAGUUGAGCACUAAAGGGCCAGUGAGACAAAGAUGAGCAUCAAGGCCAUGUGCUUUACAGCUGCCUCAGAACUAAUUUAGCAAUGCCCUUUAAGGGGAGCGUCCGCCAUGUCUUAAAUAAUUAACGUAUGAUUCUCCUCAUAUUCAUGUGAAAUGUAUGACUAUGGGGAAAUAAUAAACGCUUACUUUCAAAUCUAUGUCGAUGCAUAAUAACAGGAAAAAAUAAAAUGUACUUUUUUAACAAACUUCAACUCGAAAUUCCUCUCUCAUCUAAUGACCUAUGCUGCUGAAAAAAAAUAUCAAAGAAAUUUCAAGCAGAAUCUAAAAGAUUCAUCAUGGAAAAUUCUUCAAUUUUGAUUUUGUUAAAUGAUGAGAAUUUUUUUCAGUUUUGUUGGUGAAUUUAACGAUAUUUUUUUCCGAGAACUGUCCCGUGAUUGUAAAGAAAUCUCAUGAUGAAAAGCUUACGCUUCAGCUCCUCUUUCCAAUGAUGUAUUUUUUUAUUACAACGCAAAUAUUUUUAUAGGCUAUUUUUUUACGCUGAAACAUGACUAAGUAUGCACCUGUGUAUGAAUAUAGCUUUUCAUUUAUUUAUCUGUUUGUUUUUUAUAUUUUGCUUUUUUUUAUUUCCUUUUUAUGUCACUUGCCAGCCUAUAGCACCAGUAGAAUUUCGUUCCAAGCCCGUCAUGGCGCAGGCAAGUGUUUUAGAGUGACGUAAGUGACGAGCGAAAGACGGCGGAGGAUGGGGGGAGGGAAUUCAGCCAUAACUCUGUCAUUUUUGCUUAUUUCUUCAUAAUAUUUUGCCACAAGGUAGCCGAGGCGUGUGAUUUUUUUCGAUUUUUCCGAUUUUUUUUUUUUUAUUUAUUUAUUUAUUUUUUAUUUUUUUUUUUUUUUUAUUAAUGGCGGACGCUCCCCUGAAAUGGUGGAAGACCAAAUUUGUACCUUGUACUCUAAAGGUGCGGCCACACUGCACGCGAUUUGCCUGGGAGGGUAGAGGGUAGCAGGAUGCCUAGCGGGUCAGAGGUAAAAACAAACACAUGUUAUCUAAUACGAGUGGCCAUACCGGUCGCGGGUAGCAGGUUCCCUCAAGGCUAACCCGCUACCCUCCCAGCUACGUGAACCAACAUGUCGGUUAAAUCGCUCAGUGGCUAGCGGGACGCCAGCUCAGAUAUGAGUAGCGAAGAUAUAAUAGGUGCUAUUUUUCUUUUUGUUACUUAUUUUUGAGGUGUUAUCCAGCAGUACUGUUACAUUGUACUGACAGGUUUGUUUACUCUUUUUAAUAAAUUUGAUGUACGGUA